This is a messenger RNA of Glycine soja, 7536 nucleotides long. RefSeq names its product protein NETWORKED 1A-like. Gene Ontology annotation, cellular component: plasma membrane. Bases 931 to 6153 code for a protein of 1740 amino acids. The transcript is spliced from 6 exons. Gene Ontology annotation, molecular function: actin filament binding. Lineage: Eukaryota; Viridiplantae; Streptophyta; Magnoliopsida; Fabales; Fabaceae. The record is from RefSeq and is a predicted model, not a curated record.
AUGAGGGAGAAACACGAGUGUGCAAAGGAAUAGUCAAACUUGGGCACCGUUUUUCCUUCACACUUGAAACUAAGGACGGGUGAAUAAUGCAAUGGAAGACAGACAGGCCACACAAACCUGAAGAAUACGACCGUUUUAUAAUGUCUAAUAUCCCAAAUUGAUUAUGGUGAUUAGAACAUAAUCAUGGUUUUGGAUCCCAUUAAUGUUUGUUGAAAUGGUGGACACUGCUUGCUAUGCAUUCGCACGCAUCCUUUCCUUAGAGGAUACUGUAACGUUAAUUAUUAUAAUAAUCGCUCCCAAAACAAGAUGAUUAUCUAAACCACAACACUCGAUACUUUUCCGUGUUCUGUCUGUGUCCGUUGUCCUUUUUACAGUUGAUGAGUCAUAUAUACACACAGAGUCAGAGCCGACACGACACAAUUCUAUAUUGCCAAUACCCCACUUCAAAGUUUUCCAUUUUGGUGUCUGAGAUUGAGAAAAAAAAUGGGGUAAAAUGGAAGUUUUGCAGCUGCUGGGGAUUCUGUUUACAGCAUCAAAGCUGUUGAUGAAGAUCCCAUUGUCAGAUUUCAUCGUUCUGGGCUGUGGUUGAUCCCAAUUGGUCCAAAGCACGAUACUUUCUUUAUGGUUUUCUGGACACCCUUUUGCUUGGUUUGAUGGUAUUUUGUUCCUUGAAGUUGUAGUUGAUCAAGUUCGUUCACUUGUCACCCAUUGUCUGAACAGCUGAAACCUGAAGUUCCCAAAACUGAUCAACUGGAGCUGUGUCCAAUUUGGCAGGUAGUUAGGUACCAGACAUGGUGAAACAGUCCUGAACAGUCUCAAAUUAGAAAGAUUCUGGUGGUGGAAAUCUAUGAUCUUGUAGUGUUUGCCUAGAUCCAAUAUCAAGCUUUAGCCAAAUCAAAACUAGCUGUGUUGUUGUUCUUUGCUGUAGUCAUGGCAACUUUGUCUCAUUCCGAGUCCCGGCGCUCGUAUUCUUGGUGGUGGGAUAGCCACCUACCAAAGAAUUCAAAAUGGCUUCAGGAAAACCUUGCAGACAUAGAUACCAAAGUCAAAGCAAUGAUAAAGCUCAUUGAUGAGGAAGCAGAUUCAUUUGCAAGGAGGGCAGAAAUGUACUAUAAGAAGCGUCCGGAGCUCAUGAAAUUAGUGGAGGAGUUCUACCGAGCAUACCGUGCUUUAGCUGAGAGAUACGAUCAUGCAAUGGGAGAGCUACGCCAUGCCCACAAAACAAUUGCAGAAGAACAUUACAUGCUGACCGAUGAUUCGUCGCCGUGUGUUGAAUCACACACACCAGGAGUGCCUUGUCCGAAUUAUUGCGAGUCUGAGCAUGCGGAGAAAGCAGAUAGUGAAGUUCAAACCUUGAGGAAAGGCCUGGCCAAAAUACAGUCUGACAAGGAUGCUAUCUUUCUUCAGUAUCAGAAGAGUAUGGACAAGUUAUCCGAAAUGGAAAGAGAUCUCAAUAAGGCACAAAAAGAUGCUGGAGGCCUUGAUGAAAGAGCGAGUAAAGCUGAAAUUGAAACUAGAGUGUUGAAGGAAGCGCUGGCACAGCUAAAAUCUGAGAAGGAAGCUGGUCAAGUUCAGUACAAUCAGUGCCUAGAAAGUAUUGCUAAACUGGAGACUAUGUUAUCUCUUGCCCAGCUGGAUGCCAAGGAAUUUGAUGAGAAAACUUCUAAGGCUGAACUUGAAGCCAAAAUUCUAAGGCAAGAACUAGGCCAGUUGGAAGCUCAGAAAGAUGCUGGUUUUCUUAGAUACAAGCAGUGUGUUGAAAAUAUUUCAGUUUUGGAGGCCAAGAUAACCCUUGCUGAGGAGAAUUCCAGGAUGUUAAGUGAGCAACUUGAAAAAGCUGAACUGGAAGUUAAAGCACUGAGAAAAAAUCUUGCUGAACUGAAUGGAGAGAAAGAAUCUUUAGCUGUCCUUUACCAUCAAUGCUUGGAGAAGAUAUCUAAAAUGGAGAAUGAAAUUUUGCUUGCACAAGAAAAUUCUGAAAAACUAAAUAGAGAAAUUGAGAAAGGGGCUGAAAAACUUAAGACUGCUGAAGAACAUUGUGAUAUGUUGGAGAAAUCAAAUCAAUCUCUUCGGCUAGAGGCUGAAAAUCUGCUGCAGAGGAUAGCUAUGAAGGAUCAAGCACUUUUAGAGAAGCAUGCUGAGAUAGAGAGGCUCCAGACUCUAAUGCAGGAGGAGCAUUCUCACUUUCUUGAAAUUGAAUCCACUCUACAGACUCUGCAGAUGUUGUACUCUAAGUCACAACAGGAGCAAGGAAGUCUUGUAAUGGAGCUUAAAUAUGGGCUUCAGUUGUUGAAGGAUUUGGAGCUUCCGAAACAGGGUGUUUUUAAGGAAGAAAUGCAAGAGAAUGUGGAAGAAAACAGGACCCUGAAUGAAAUUACUUUCUCUUCCACUAGGUCACUGUUAAGAAGACAGCAAACGGAAAUCUCUAAAUUAAAGGAGAUCAAAGAGAAACUGGAACGGGAGUUUGUUGUAAACUCUGAAGAAAGCAAUGCCCUCCAGCAGGAAGCUCAUCAAAUAAAGAAUGAUAUCCAGCACUUGAAUAAUAGAUAUCACGCUAUGCUGGGACAACUACAGACUUUAGGCUUGGAUCCUAAAUGUUUUGCAGCAUCUGUGAAAGAUUUGCAAAAUGAGAACUCAAAUCUAAAGGAGGUCUGCAAGAUGGAACGUAAUGCGAAAGAAGCUCUUCGUGAAAAGUCAAAGGACAUGGAUGAACUUUUGAUAGAGAAUGAAUUUAUGGAAUUUUCUCUCUCAAGAUUAAAUGAUGAAUUGGAUGGAUUAAGAGCAACAGUGAGGAAAUUUCAAGAGUCCUGCCAAGUUCUCCAGGAAGAAAAAUCUAUGGCCGUUGAUGAGAAAUCAGCUCUAUUUUCACAGUUACAAAUAGUCACUGAAAGUAUGCAGAAGCUAUUGGAGAAGAAUGCCUUGUUGGAGAAGUCCCUCUCUGAUUCGAAGAUUGAGCUGGAAGAUUUGAAGGCUAAAUCAACUGACUUGGAAGAAUUCUGCAAGUUGCUAAAUGAUGAGAAGUACAAUCUCCUAAGCGAAAGAAGCAUCCUGGUAUCUCAGUUGGAAAGUGUUGAGGCUAAACUAAGUAACCUGGAAAAGAUGUUUACAAAAUUAGAAGAAAAAUAUGCUGACUCGGAGAAGGACAAAGAAAGCACUGGCAACCAAGUAGAAGAGAUCCGUGCUUCAAUUUUGGUGCAAAAGCAAAAGCAUGCAAAUCAUAAACACUUGAGCGAAGUCCGACUGACAAAUUUGGAGAAUCUUUUCCAUGCACUACAGGAAGAACUGCGGUUGGGGAAGAUUGAAUUUGAAAAAGAAGUUGACAAAGCUGUAAAUGCUCAGAUGGAGAUGUUCAUUUUGCAAAGUUGUAUAGAAGAUCUGGAGCAGAAGAACUUGGCUUUGUUAACUGAAUGUGAAAAGCAUGUUGAGGCAUCAAAAUUUUCUUACAAAGUUAUUUCUGAGUUGGAGACUGAAAACUUUAUGCAACUGAUGGAAGAAGAGUUUUUGUUACAUGAAAUUAGAAAGCUUAAAAUGGCUAUUCAUCAAGUGUGUGGGGCUCUUCAGAUUGAUCCAUAUGGUGUGCACGACAAAGGAAUCAAGCAAGAGGAAAUGCCUAUAUUGCAUAUUUUGGACAACAUUGAGGACUUGAAAAGUUCUUAUGUGAAAAGCCAAGAAGAGAAGCAGCAGCUCCUUGUAGAGAAUUCUGUCCUCCUAACUUCACUUGAGCAAAAUCGAUCUGAGAGAGAAAAAAUGGAGUCAGAGAAAAAGAUCAUGGAGCAAGACUUCGAGAAAACGAGACAGAAGAAUUCAAUGUUGCAGAAAGCGAAGGUUGAUCUUCUAGAGAAGAACAGGCAACUGAGGACUGAAGUGGCCAAAGGAGAAGAAAGAGACAAUGCAUCAAAGUCCAAAUUGGCAGCCCUGCAUGCAGAGUUGAUAGAUUUGCAGACAAAAAAUCAAGUGUUUCAGGAAGAAAAUAAUAUGAUGCUUGAGGAGAAAAAUUCACUGCUUAGGAGUGUUUUGGACCUCAAAGAUGCAAUGUCCGUGGCUGAAGAUGAAAACAGUGUAAUACUUCAUAAGGUACUAGCUCUAAGCAACCUCAACUUGGUUUAUGAGAGCUUUCUCACCCAGAAAGUCAUCGAACAAGAAGCACUUUCUGAACAUCUCAGCAGCAAUCUUAGCCGUUUAAACGGUGACCUCAAUCAGGAACUUGGUGUGUUAAGGAAGAAGUUUGAGGUGAAAGAAGAAGAGAAUGUUUAUCUGAAUGAGGCUACUAAGAGGAUGGAUAAAGAGCUGCAGGAAAUAAAAAAUGCAAAUUGCCGUUUAAGUCAUCAAGUUGAAAAUUCAGAGAAUCUUCUCAAGAAGAAAGAUAUAGAGCUUCUAGAAACGGAGACUAGGCUGAAGGCUGCAGAGAAAUUGAAUGGGGAGUUUUGUAGAUAUAUUGAGGAGAUGAAGAUGGAUAAAAAAGAAUCAAGAUUGACCAGAGAAAACCUAGACAGGCAGAUUCUUGAACUAUCAGAAAAUGGCAUGAAUCAGAAAAGAGAAAUUGAACACCUUAAUGAAGAAAAUAGAAGCUUUCAGUCCGUGAUGAGAUCAUUACUUCAUGAAGUUGAGCAACACAAGGCUAGAGAACAAGCACUGAAUACAGAGUUGCAGGACAAAACAAAUGAAUGCCAACAUUGUGAGGCUGAGGCAGCUUCGUUCUAUUUGGAGCUUCAGAUUUCAUCCAUUAGUGAAGAACUGCUGAAAGGCAAGGUCACUGAGCUUACUGGAGUUUGCAAGAGACUUGAUGAUGAAAGUGCAGGGAAAGGCUUGGUGAUUGAACAAAUGAUAGAAAGAAUCGGUUUACUGGAAAAGGAAAUUAGAGGACUGAAGGGGCAGCUAUCUGCAUACACUCCAACAAUUACUUCUUUGAAAGAGGAUUUUGCAUCUCUAGAGCACACUUACUUUCUUUUGACCAAUAAAACUUUUGCCGUAGGCAACAUAGAACAGAAGGAUGUAGUGACUGAGAUUUGUCUCCAAGAAGCAAAUAGCUAUCGAAGUUUAAAAGGAAAUGAAAGCACCUUAACACCAGAUGGGGUUACAGAUUUGCUGAGCAUGCAGACAAGGAUUAGAGCAGUUGAAAAGUUAAUGAUGGAAGAACUUGAAAGACAUGUGGAGGAGGAAAGUUUGACCACAAAUGUCAAAGCAGAAGCUGUUACAGAAAUGACUGAGCAUUCAAAUUUGGAAGUUGGCACGUAUCCAGAAAUUGACGACAGAAAAGUGGUGAUGAAAAUUAAGAAAGACAACAGCAAACGUGGCAAUAAUGCAUGGAGAACAAAAUCUCAGAAAAGGUUGAUAAUGAUAGACAUUCCUCUUGAUGACUACAAGGAUGAUCCAGACUCCAACAAGUAUUGCAAGAGAGAUCACACUAGGUGCAAUGAUCAUAUGCUUGAGCUAUGUGAAACUGAUCAGCAUGAUGUUACAGAAGAAAGUAAACAUAAUUCUGUUUCAAUAGAGGAUGUAAUUACAUGCCAUGAGUCAGAAAGAUGUCAAAAUUACUCUUCAGAAUUGGAGACAGAGAAGGAAUUAGGGGUUGACAAGCUAGAGUUGUGGAAGACUCGAAAAGAGACGACAAGUGAAGAUAGCAAGAGGAAAAUUUUGGAGAGGCUUGCCUCCGAUUCUCAGAAGCUUGCCAUUCUUAAAAUGACACUACAAGACUUGAAGAAGAAACCAGAGACACAGAAGAAAAGCAGCAAGGUAAAUGAGAUUGAGUAUGAAACAGUGAAAAGGCAUAUAGAAGAUGUUGAGGAAGCUGUCAUGCAACAAAUAGGCAUAUAUGAUCAACUGGCAAAGGAUAUUGAAGAGUGCACAUCCUCAUCUUCAGACACAAACACAAUGCAGAUGGAAAAGCAAGGAGGACACGGGCAAAGAAAAAAGCUAACAGAACAGGCUCGAAGAGGUUCUGAACAGAUAGGAAGGUUGCAGUUUGAGGUGCAGAACAUCCAGUAUAUUCUGCUCAAAUUGGCUGAUGUGAAGAACAACAAAUGCAAAAACAAAAACACUAGACCAACAGGUGUGUUGCUGAAGGACUUUAUUCGCAUUGGAAGGAAAAAUAACAGAAGGCGCCGUAAGGGAUGUGCUUGUGGAUGUUCAAGGCCUUCAACUAAUGAGGACUAAGUCAGACACAGCAUAAAGCAUGGUCUAGUCAUCUUCUUUGGGCGGCCUGAAUAGUCAACGAUGGCAGACUGCAGCCUGCCUUCCUUUCUUUCUGGCAACUAUGGAGAAAGCGUUGAUUUGGGUGAAAUAUGUCUUGGACUCCUUCAGGUUCAGACCUGGAUGAUCUCAUGGUGUGGAGCAGUGAUGAAAAGGGGGCCAGUUAUUGUUCUUGGGAUCCUUACAGCAGCAAAGAUCCAUCCAGAAUGUAGCAAGCAAGUUUCUAUGGUGCAGAGCAAUAUGCCUCAAGGAACAGAUCCGCGGAAGGCUGCUUUCACUGAGUUGCCAAACUUGGAGAAUGGAGAGGCUUGAAGCUCUUGUUGAUGUCUUCAAUGUUGGGUCUCAGAGAGGAGGGAAUUCUCGGCAAGUAUGGUCAUCUUCUGAUCCUCACCUUUCAUUUCCUUAAUUUGUUUUACCACUCAGAUGUCAUUUUAUCAUAUCAUGUUUAAUUUGGAAUGAAUAUUUAGAUAAUGCCAAAGAUUUUUCAGGAAAAUUUGUUUAUGGUUACCCGGCAAGGUCAUCUUCAUUCCUCUUGUGUAUAAGGAGCGUUUUUCGAGAAGGAAAUGUCAAUUUUAGCUUUGAAAGGGGCAGUCAAGAUUAAGAUUAAUUUGAUAUAUAAAUUAUAUUAUGAGUAGAAAUUUACACACCCAAACUUCAGUAUCUCAACUGAACAAAUAAAAACUUCAAUACCACAACCACUUCAGCAAUGGAACCUCAAGUAGCAAAUGCAUCACUCAAUUAUCAAUUAAAAAUAAAUAAAAAUCCAAUCUUGGGUGAUACGAAAUGAUUAUCAAUUAUCAAUUUGAAAAUUAAAUAUCCACUGGAAGCACGGCAAGAGGAAAAUGGAAGCAUGCGUCGUUUGGGUGGCUUGGCAGGGUAUGGGUGAGUGAGAAAAGCCGCGCCGUCGCGGCACGGCAAUAGCAGGUAUAGUUCUGGUUACGAACACCGUCAUCGUUGGACAAGCAAAAGAGAAGUGCGAGGAAGGGAAGAGGAAGAAAGUCGCACAGUGCUCCUGGUCCUGGAUGCUACAAUGAAGAUUCUCGACGACGGCGGCGGCGGCGGCGCAUAGACCCAGCAUCUCCCGGAUGCCAAGUCAUCAUCGACGGCGUUGUUGCUGCCGCAAAUCUCUGGAUGUAGCUUCGUGGCGUUGACACGGUCAAGGUUGAAGGUGGAGCGGAAGAUAAAAUCGUAGAAAUUAGAUUUUUUUUUCUUAGGGUAAAAUAGACUUUUAACAUAUUAAAAAAUAGGAAAACUAAUGAUUUACCAGUGGACCACGUAUCUGAGAGUCCAGCUUAGAAUUUGCCUGUAAAAACUGAAGUUACAAAUUUAGCCUUUCUUAAAAUUUCA